AUAAUUAUAUGCCUGAUGUUUGCGUUAACAGAUCAGCGAGUCAACCGAUUUCCUCUACGCUCUUUUUAAGGGCAUAAAGGAAGCCACCGAUGGGAUGAUUCGGGUGAAACAAGCCGUUGUGUGUGGAUACGAACACGCUGGCGAGAUAUGUGCUAUUGCACUAAAACAGGCUGAUGCUAAAGUGGUUGUGUUCGAGGUUGAUUCCCACCUCACUAUUCAAGCCAAGCUCCGAGGUUUCUCAGUGGUCACGACCCUUGAUGAUGUUGUUCCUAAAGCAGACAUACUGGUGAUCUCCGGCAACAACAUGGACAAUAUCGCUGCGGCUAAGCUGCACUUCAAGAAGAUGAAGAACAACGCCAUUAUUUACGUGGAUUCAGUAUUAUUGGACCAUUCUCACGCCAACAAACGGGUCUUUCCUGAUACUAACUCGAGCAUCUUCGUAUUCAGAAAGAAAGAAUACCCUGGUCUUGCGUUGUCUCGAUCUCGUACAAGACCCGUGGUUGCUAUGCUUGAGUUGCGGAGCAAGAGAGGGAGAGGCGAGUACGAGAGGAAGGUUUAUGGCAUGCCAGAUCAUCUUGAAGAGAAGGUGUCUGCUCUUCACCUUGCCCAACUUGCGGCGGCGGAAGAGACCACAGCACAGGAUGGUCAGUACUCUGUACCCAUAGACAAUCAGGGAGAUGUGUUGGUUAAAACUGCUGAGCCAAAGAUAAGUCGUACGACGAGGAUGCUACUCAUGACUGUUCAAGCUUGCUCUCUGCUAGGCAUUAUUGCUCUGGGUCUUAGCAAGGCUUCCAAGAUUAAAGUUGAGCUUUCCUUGUGCGCUAUUUGGGGUAAUUAGAGGGUGAGAGAAUGGGACUCUGA
This is a messenger RNA of Neltuma alba, 861 nucleotides long. Its product is annotated as adenosylhomocysteinase-like. Lineage: Eukaryota; Viridiplantae; Streptophyta; Magnoliopsida; Fabales; Fabaceae. The transcript has a single exon. The record is from RefSeq and is a predicted model, not a curated record. Gene Ontology annotation, cellular component: cytosol. Gene Ontology annotation, molecular function: adenosylhomocysteinase activity. Bases 95 to 838 code for a protein of 247 amino acids. Gene Ontology annotation, biological process: L-methionine cycle.